AUGUCGUCGAUUUUAAUCACCAAAAACCAUGGUUGCGAGAACCAGACUGAACACUGCCAAAAACACAUUUACCCGCUUCCACCUCCCGCGUCCAAAGUUCAGAAACGCAAUUCCCCCAAAUUCCCCCGUUCAACCUUGUUCCGCACCACCUCCUUCUUCCGCGUCCACCUUCUUCCGAACCACCUCCUCCUUCUCCCUUGCCGAAGCUUCCACGGCAGGUUGUGCCCUCGCCGGUGCAGCUGCAGGUUCUGGUCCCUCUGGACACGAAACGGUUCGUCGCCAUCAGUGACUUUGGCGAUAGAGCUAUUACUUCUACCUCUGGAUCUGCAUGCUUCAAUUCAUCAAUUCACUACUAGUGGAACUCAUCCUAGGCUUGGUGUUGUGGACCACAUUUGUUUUCACCCCUUGGUUGGUGCUUCCUUGGACCAAGCAGCUACGGCUGCUCGCUCCUUGGCUACGGAAACAGGCUCUACCCUGCAAGAAGGAUAUGUUUUAAUGGUGAAGUUAUCAACCCGGAGUACGAUUCGGGAAAUUGGUGAAGUUAUCAACCGUCAUGCAACUAUGUCAGGCUUUUCAGUGGUAAAAUCAUACUGUGGUCAUGGAAUUGGAGAGCUCUUUCAUUGUGCACCAAACAUUCCUCAUUAUGGAAGAAAUAAAGCAGUUGGUAUUAUGAAGGCUGGACAAACCUUCACAAUUGAACCAAUGAUCAACGCAGGGUAUGUUUCUAAAAGGUUUAAAUUGAUUACUUACAUGGAUACACGUCAUAUUUCUAAAAGAUUUAAAGCAGUUUGAGUAUUUUUGUUCUUU
Molecule: messenger RNA, 807 nt
Organism: Arachis duranensis
Lineage: Eukaryota; Viridiplantae; Streptophyta; Magnoliopsida; Fabales; Fabaceae
Exons: 6
Coding region: 1-792 (263 amino acids)
Biological process (GO): proteolysis
Molecular function (GO): transferase activity; folic acid binding; metalloaminopeptidase activity
Source: RefSeq, a predicted model, not a curated record